CAUAAUAUUUAUGUGCGUUGUAUUUUGUUGUAUGAUAUAUAUUGUGGUCAAUUUGCUUAGACGGUCUGUUUAACCAGUCAUGUUUUCAGAAAAUAAAUUGAUAUCUGUAGACUUCGAAGUUUUUGGAAUUGUACAAGGUGUCUCCUUCAGAAAGUAUACAGUUAAAAAAGGGAAGGAGCUCGAAUUAAAAGGAUGGUGUAUGAACACUGAUCGAGGCACUGUACUGGGGCAGUUAGAAGGAGAACCAAUGAAGGUGGAGCAAAUGAAACUCUGGUUGAAAUGUACUGGGACCCCAAAGUCCAGGAUUGAUAAAGCUGAAUUUAGAAAUGAACGAAGUAUAGACAGCUUUUCUCUAAAUGAAUUUAAAGUUCGACGCUAACUUAUUAUGUUUUCUUCUCCCCAUUCAAAACUCCGAUUUCACUUUGUUUGAAUCUUGUAUCUUAGUGUUUAAGAUGUAAUUUCACUGUUAACACCAUGUGAGGUAUUUAUACACGUGUUAAAUUGUCUAUAAUGAAGGUUCUUUAGACAUUAUUGGCACUUGUUAGGCCUCUUCCUUUGAGAAUGCUACCAGUAUUACACACGUUUCUAAUUUUUGAAGCCUCAUUCAAUUAUUACGUUAAAGAACUCAAGAUGGUUUGUAUUCAUUUCAUGCUCAUGUUUCAUUAACCUGACACAUAAUCCAGCAUUUCUAUCGUAGUCACAGUCAUACAUGUAUGUUUGAAUAUUGGCCAAUAAAAUGCUCAUUUAUGGUUA
This is a messenger RNA of Zootermopsis nevadensis, 753 nucleotides long. Its product is annotated as acylphosphatase-1. NCBI's taxonomy places the organism in Eukaryota, Metazoa, Arthropoda, Insecta, Blattodea, Termopsidae. The record is from RefSeq and is a predicted model, not a curated record. Gene Ontology annotation, molecular function: acylphosphatase activity.